AUGAUGGAAGUCGAGAGUUUCUGGAACGAGCGUUACUGGCUUCCACCGGGAGUAACCUGGGCCGACGUCGAGAAAUUCAAAAAUCAAGGUGGAAGUAUCCCACAUCUGAGCGACCUUUGGAUAGUGAUUCCAAUCGCGUUUUCGAUGAUUUUAAUAAGAAGAGUGUUUGAGGAAGCUAUCAGUACACCAAUUGCAAAAAGAGUCGGAAUAAAGAAUAAACGUACAGCGAAGCCUGAAAGCUGCCCUAUUUUGGAAAAAUACUCAAAAAGUCAUAGGCGUCUAGAACGAGGAGACUUACCUGAUCUUUUAUCGAAGUUGGAUAAAGAUUGGAAUGAACGAAGAAUAGAGAGAUGGUUCAGACGGAAGAAAGCUCAGGGUACACGGCCACUGACGGCGAAGUUCGGCGAAACCAUGUGGCGCGGCUUUUUCUAUACGCUUGCCUACUCGUAUGGAACGUAUGUUGUAAUGGCAAACACGUGGUUCUGGGACACACUCGACUGCUGGAGAAACUUUCCUUUGCAGGAUCUAACCUGGGAUGUCAAAUAUUACUACAUUGCGGAACUGGCGUUCUAUCUUUCUCUCUGCUGCACAUUACUCUCCGACACAAUUCGAAAAGACUUCCUCGCGCAGAUCAUCCAUCACGUCGCGACUAUUGCUUUGAUAACUUUUUCGUAUGCAUGCGGAUUUACGAGGAUAGGUGUUUUAGUGAUGUGGCUUCACGACAUAUCCGACAUCUUCCUUGAAAUCGCCAAAUGCUUCGUUUACGCAGAGAGGCAAGCAAUCGCAGAUCACUUCUUCAACAUUUUCGCAGUUGUUUUCUUUAUAAGUCGGAUCAUUUACUUCCCUUUCGUUGUGCUUCACACGACAUGGAUCAAGUCAAUGUGGCUCUUCGAGCCUUUCUUUGGGUACUACUUUUUCAACUUCCUGCUCAUGGUUCUUCAAAUCUUGCAUCUCUACUGGUUCUAUCUUAUCCUCGAUAUGGCGUACAGGCUGCUGAAAGGCAAGAACGUCACUGACAGCCGCUCAGAUGAGGAGUUCUCCGUCGAUGAAAGUGACAACGACAAUCAGAACCUCUCCGACAAAAAAGGCAAGUAA
Messenger RNA from Oikopleura dioica, 1095 nucleotides. NCBI's taxonomy places the organism in Eukaryota, Metazoa, Chordata, Appendicularia, Copelata, Oikopleuridae. The record is from the annotation of a GenBank genome assembly.